AUGCUCGGAAGAAUUGCUCGAGUGGGCGUGCGUGCGCUGAGCACGUCGCGCCCCGCGUUGGAGCCUGCGCGCCCGUCGAUCCAGGCGAUUGCGGAGCUGCGCCGCCAGGUGCCAGGCACAUCGCUGAUCAAGGCGCGCGAGGCGCUUGUCGCGUCACGCGAGGCGAGCGCGCCGGACACGGACUCCGUGCCGGCCGCCGUUGCGUGGCUCGAAGAGAACCGCAAGGAAGAGGGCGCGAAGCGCGCCGCAAAGGUCGCAUCGCGCACCACCUCGGAGGGAACCGUCGGCCUGUGCACGCUUAGCGACGGCCUGCAGACCGCCGCGGGCCGCGCGGCGAUCGUCGAGCUGAACUGCGAGACGGACUUUGUGGCGCGCAACGAGCUGUUUGGCGCGCUCGUGCGCGACAUUGCGCACACUGCGGCGUGGUACCCCGUCUUUGCCGAGACCACGAGCUCGGAGCUGGUCCAGGAGAUUUCCGCCGAGACGCUCCUCGACUGCCCGCUCAUGCCCUACGACCAGGGCGCCGAGGCAGGCGACGUGCGCACGGUGCGCGCAGCGAUCACCGAGGUCGUUGCGCGCCUCGGCGAAAAGAUCGCCCUGACGCGCGUCGCGGCUGUCUUUGCGCCCGAGGGGCAGGAGCGCCUCGGCACCGGCUCUUUUGCCCACGGCACUGGCGCGUCGGUCGCGGCGCCACAGGCGCCGACGCAGGCGACAUUUGCAAGCGGCCGCGUUGCAUCGCUGCUCCUCGUGCGCUUCGCGGGCCGCGUCGCAGAGGCCGCGCAGCACGCGGGCGCCAACGACCCGGUGCUGUCCGCAUCGCGUGCGCUGCUGCGCUCCUUGGCGCGCCAGGCUGCGGGCUUCCCCACUACGUCUAUCGAGGCUAGCGAUGCGGCUUCGGGCGACGAGCUGAGCACCGCGUUGCUUGCGCAGCCCUUUGCGAUGCUCCUGCCGAGCGCCGGCCUCGACGAUAGUGCCUCGGGCGGCACGGUGAACGAUGCGCUACAAAAGUGGGCCGAGACCAUGGGCGGCGCGCGCGAGAGCGUGCGCGUCCUUGGCCUCCGUCGCUGGGAAGUGGGCGAGACGAACGCCGCGCCGGAGGACGACGGGCUGUCGUUUGCCGACGAGGUCAAGAAAGCUGCUGGCCUUUCAUAG
Messenger RNA from Malassezia japonica, 1152 nucleotides. It is a transcript of the gene TSF1, whose product is annotated as Elongation factor Ts, mitochondrial. Bases 1 to 1152 code for a protein of 383 amino acids. NCBI's taxonomy places the organism in Eukaryota, Fungi, Basidiomycota, Malasseziomycetes, Malasseziales, Malasseziaceae. The record is from RefSeq and is a predicted model, not a curated record. Gene Ontology annotation, biological process: mitochondrial translational elongation. Gene Ontology annotation, molecular function: translation elongation factor activity. Gene Ontology annotation, cellular component: mitochondrial matrix. The transcript has a single exon.